Heterostelium album PN500 is the source of this 3843-nucleotide messenger RNA. RefSeq lists its product as uncharacterized. Lineage: Eukaryota; Evosea; Eumycetozoa; Acytosteliales; Acytosteliaceae. The transcript is spliced from 11 exons. Gene Ontology annotation, biological process: sexual reproduction. The record is from RefSeq and is a predicted model, not a curated record. Bases 1 to 3843 code for a protein of 1280 amino acids.
AUGAAAGUGAUUUUUUAUUUAUUUAUUUGUAUUUUUAUUUUUAAUACUUUUUGUAGUUUAACAGUUUCAUCACAACCAUUGACAUUGAUUCAAAAACAACCAUUUCCACCAUUGUUUCCAGAUACAGUAAUAAAGAAAUGUGAAUCGGGUUUCUCAGUUGUUAUGGCAGCAAACUAUUGGAUAAGCCCAACUGAUUUCUCUGUAUCCUCAGAUGAUUUGGAUGUGUCAACUGGUGUUUACCCGAAUUUGUACUAUAGAAACACAACCUAUGGUAAUCAGGAUUUUAUACCCAUUACCGAGGUUAGAUGUGACCGUAUCUACUCGGAAAUCACUUCAUUAGAUCCAUUUACAGUUGGCUUUUAUGUUGAUUUUGGUAUUACUUCAUAUUACAGUCCUACUGAUCCAUUUAUUUAUAAUAUAUUGUGUAAUAUCCCACCACCUUAUUAUUGUGAUAUGACACUCACAAGAUCGAAUCAUCUUUACUAUGUUCAGGUCUAUUUAUUUCCAAAAUAUAGUCUAGGAUUAAAUUCAACAAUAACUGUUGGUUUUAAUUUAGUAUCACAAUCUAAUAAUAUUACAUUUUCUUCGUUGUUCCCUUGGGAUUAUCCAACUGUUGUUCUAAAUGCAACUUAUACACAGUUUCCAUUAAAUGUAGAUACCUAUUAUGAAGAUUUCACGAAGCAAGCCGAUACUAUCAAUCCAAUUGCAAUGGCAUAUGUCAGAAAUAUCAACAAAACAAGAUUGUUCUACACCUAUGAAGAAGAAAAGUACUAUCAAUUCCAAAGGGUAAUGCGAUCGGGUGAUGAUGAUGUAUAUUUUGCUACCAUUCCAAAUCAAUAUUUACAAGUAUCGAUAUUGGGUAGUUUUAUUUGUGAUUCAAGAACUUCAUCAGGACCAAAUGUUCAACUAGAUAAACAGUUAAAAAGUUUUUCCGGAGUUUUAUCUAUUAGCCAAGCUUUAAAUAAAACUCUUAAUGUUACUUUUGUUGGAAAUGAGGUGUAUUCAAAAGAAAUAUGGCCAAUUCAUUUAAAUACGAUAAUGGGAGGUGAUACAGGUAUAACUACAAUCAUAAAGUAUCCAAGUAAAUUCAAUGAAACAGGAUUUUAUUAUAAAUAUCAAGAUAUAUUAUCUACAGAAUUUGUAGGUGGUUAUUAUAGUAGCGCUGAAACACAAUCAUUAAACGUUUUUAUUUUAGGCAAUAGACAAAGUUCAAAUAUGAUAAGAGCUACAUCUUAUUUCUUUAUUUUUAGAAUAACAGUUGAAUCAAACUAUGCUAUUAAAUAUAUAUACGUUGGUAAUCAAAUUUUAUAUACAUCUGAUUUAAUUAAAGGAACAGCUACCAAUGGAACCUAUGAAAAGUUGAUACCAAUGAAGAAACCAUCUGGUUUUAUAGUAACGAUUUUCAACGUUAGAGCAGAUAGUAUCGAUAUUUAUAGUGGUCAAAUCUAUAAUACAAACUUAACUCUUCCUUAUUAUCAACCUUUCCAAUAUAGUCAAUGGGAUGUAAAAGCUUUCAACUCCAAUGUUUUAUAUUUCAAUCUAAGUAAUUCAUAUCCAGAUCUUACUCCAACACUCACCAUUAACAAGUAUCAGUUUAAUGGUUUCUAUCAUCCACUUUUGAAACUUUACACAAUUCCAUUUAAUUAUACUUUCCCAGUGAUGAGUGGAAAUAUUGAUUACACAAUAUCUGACUUGUAUACUGGCUCUAUAAUUCCUUCACAAUUAAUUCCAUUUAAUAGAUCUCUAACAAUAUUAAACUCUGAUGAUAUAUUUCCACCGCAAUUACUUGAUGUUAAGGCAUUUCCGAAUAAAAAUGUCAUAAUCAACUCAAGUACUCCAGUUGAAAUAGGAUGGCUUUUAAAUAUCUAUGACCAAAAUGAUUUUGAAGUUGGAUAUGUUGAUAUUGUAUCUGAUAUCGAUGCAAAUCCAUUAAGAAUAUCAUUUGGUCCUUCGAACCUAGUCAAUGGAAAAUAUAAAAUUAUAGUUCCAGAAUCAUUUUUACUGGCACCCAAGAAUAUAUCAAUGAAGAAUAUGGUUUUAGGUGACCCCACUAAAAGAGAACGUCUUUACAAUCCAUUGGUCUCAGCUGUUUCCACUUCUCAAUCAGAAUUCAGAAUUUCAGUAGACCAUAUAAUGACUCUAGUUUCCAAUGUUCCUGAAAUUUCCAAUUUUAUUGCCACAAAAGAAGUUGAAAUUUAUAGUCCAAAUAGAACUGUUGAAUUCGAUUUAUACAUUGAUUAUAAAAUCUAUACUUAUAGAUCAAUGGAUCAACCUUUGAUAAUUUUGACCUCUGAGAAUGGUCAAAUUUUGAAUAUCACAACAUCAUUAUUGAAAUCACCAAUCUCUACACCUUCAAAAGGUCAUUAUUAUGCUUCAACACAACUUCCAUAUGGUUUCGGUAUGAAUACUAUUUUCAUAUCUGUUUAUGGAAUAAUAGAUAGUCAAUCCAAUUACAAUGCUUAUCUUUCAACCGAUCUUAGAGACAAUAGUUUCCCAUUCUAUAUAGUCCGAAAGACAAAUAUGGAUUAUCCUAUUAUCGAAUCAACAAGUCUUUUGUCAUCGUACGGUGGAUCUCUUACAUUGUUUGGAAAGCAAUUUGGAACUUCCAAUGAUGUCGUGAAGUGUUCAAUUAACUAUAACGAUGGAAACGGUUUCCAACACAUUGACAUUGACUUCUUUUCAGGAGUUGUCAUCCAAAUUAGCAACCGAGUCAAACAAACCAAUUCUACUUCAGUAGAUAUAAUCAUUACUAAGAAUAAGGUUGAUUCCAAUCCUUUUAGAAUUAUUCUUUUCAAAACAAAUUUAGAUCCAAUACCACCUUUCAUUUGUCCAGGAACACCACCUUGCAACAGUCAAGGAGUCUGCAGAAAUAGUGGAUGUGAAUGUCGUGUACCUUGGUAUGGUCCAUCAUGUUCUUCUAAAAUUAUUAUUAUUCCAACACCAACACCUCAACCUGAUCCAACUACCAAUAUAACUAUUACAGAUCCAACAUACACUGAUUUCAAUAAUAUCACAUCCAAGGUUCACGUAAUUGAAGUUAGAGAAAUUGAUAGUUUAAUGAAUAUUGUUAGUACCUACAAGUUAGCAAAUUGGAAGUUAAAUGAUCAAACCAGUCAGACUGAUCAUCCAAGAUAUCAAUAUCAAAGUAUACUCGAUGGGACCAAUACAACAGUUUAUAUUACAAUUGAAUUCUUUAAUGAUUCAAGGUCCAUUGAUUUUGGAGGUCAACAAAUUAUCAUAUCACCAUCCACCAUUAAAUAUUCCAUCAAUAUAUCAUCGUUUGAUUUCAAGUUGAAAACAAACAUGCUUCAAGUUGUGAUGGAAGCAACUAUCCAAGGAUUAUCUGGUCGUGAUUCAUGUUCCUCCAAACAGAUAGGUAGUUACAAUGAGAAGAACGAUAUAUCCUGGAUAAAAAUGAAUAUCGAUAAAACCAGUCUUUAUGGUCGAUUCAUUUCAUAUGGAAUUUUAGAUUCAAGAGUAUCAACAGUCGACAAUAGAGUACUAGAUGAAGAAGUGAUAGGAACGAACGAAACUGAUUCAUCUAGUUUCCGAUCUAUUAAAAUUGGUAUUACCAUUCCAUAUUUCGAGAGAUCUGCACUAUUGGACCCUGAUUUCUCUAACCUUAUUGAUGUUGGUGAUGAUUCUAGCGAAUUAGAUCAAAUCUGUUCACCUAAAUCUAACAAGAGAUUAUCGAAUGGUAUCAUUGUUGCUAUUGUUGUUGCCUCAAUAGUAUUCAUUGCUAUCGUAACAACACUUGUCAUUCUAAGAUUGAAACAAAGAAAAAAUGCCAGAGAGAAACAAAUAAUGCAAAAUAAACUAAAGGUACUAGAGAAAGAUAAAUAA